AUAAGUUGAGAAAUGGCAUUUCCAGUUCCAGGGAUUAUUUGAUUUUCCUCUGCCGCUCUGCCUCUGCUCGGCCGCCGCUGUUCUAUAAUCGCCGAUCAUCAGAGGAAGAUCAUUAGAAGAAGAGAUGGGUUUAUUGUCACUGUUGGAGGUGGCUUUAAUGCCCAAUUUACAAGUCCUCAUCAUCUGCUUAGUUGGAGCCUUUCUGGCCACUGAUUACUGCCACCUUCUUCCCGCUCAUGCUCGAACCUCUCUCAACAAGAUUGUGUUCACAGUGUUCACUCCUUGUCUCAUGUUUGCAAAUUUGGCCAAGACGGUGACGUUUGAAGACAUUGUUUCAUGGUGGUUCAUGCCAGUGAAUAUUGGGUUUACCUUUCUAUUUGGAGGGAUUUUGGGAUGGAUAGUUGUUAAGAUAUUGAAGCCUAAGCCAUAUCUUGAAGGCCUUAUCAUUGCAGCCUCUUCUGCUGGGAACUUGGGCAACCUUCUUCUCAUCAUCAUCCCUGCCAUUUGUAAUGAGGAUGGCAGCCCUUUCGGUAACGGUGAUACCUGUACUUCUCUCGGGCUCUCGUACGCUUCCUUCUCUAUGGCGCUAGGCGGGUUUUACCUGUGGACUCACACUUUUCACCUUGUGAAAACGUCGUCUUUGCGAAUGAAAGCACUUGAAGCACCGGAGGAGCACGUGAAAGCACCCAACCACACCUCCAAUGGCGACUUGCAAACUCGACUUCUCCACGAACAAUGUGGAGAAGAAGAAGGCCUUCCUGUUUCAGUCUCAUCAAGGGAAUCCCAACAAUCUGUGGCCAUCUUAGAGAAACGGGAAUCAUCGUCCAUUUGGGCUAAAACAUUUGAAUUUUUGCAUAGCAUUGUUGAAGAGUUAAUGGCCCCUCCAUCGUUAGGAGCGAUUGUGGGGUUCAUUUUUGGAGCGGUGACAUGGCUUAGGAACUUCGUAAUUGGAGAUAAUGCUCCGUUACGUGUGAUACAAGAUUCUGUUCAACUACUCGGAGAUGGGACAAUCCCGUGCACCAUGCUGAUACUCGGCGGCAACCUGAUUCAAGGGCUAAGGUCGUCAGCAGUGAAGCCGACAACGAUCAUCGGAGUGAUUGUGGUUCGGUACUUUGCACUGCCUGCAAUAGGGAUAUUGGUUGUGAAAGGAGCAAACUCGCUAGGAUUUCUGCCGCCGGAUCCUCUUUACCACUUCUUGUUGAUGGUUCAAUACACCACGCCGCCGGCCAUGUCCAUCGGCACAAUGACUCAGUUGUUCGGCGUUGGUCAAGAGGAAUGCUCUGUUAUCAUGCUAUGGACUUAUUUGGCAGCCGCUCUUGCUCUUGCUGUUUGGUCUGCAGUCUUCAUGUGGAUUUUGGCUUGAUAUAUAUAUAUAUAUAUAUUUUUUUUUUUG
Cucurbita pepo subsp. pepo (vegetable marrow) is the source of this 1393-nucleotide messenger RNA. Its product is annotated as protein PIN-LIKES 5. The record is from RefSeq and is a predicted model, not a curated record. Lineage: Eukaryota; Viridiplantae; Streptophyta; Magnoliopsida; Cucurbitales; Cucurbitaceae. Gene Ontology annotation, cellular component: membrane. Gene Ontology annotation, biological process: endoplasmic reticulum to cytosol auxin transport.